Molecule: messenger RNA, 1135 nt
Organism: Synchiropus splendidus (mandarinfish)
Lineage: Eukaryota; Metazoa; Chordata; Actinopteri; Syngnathiformes; Callionymidae
Product: tetraspanin-9
Exons: 9
Coding region: 215-928 (237 amino acids)
Cellular component (GO): membrane
Source: RefSeq, a predicted model, not a curated record
AGUGGAAAUCUCCUCCUCUUCGCCUCCUCCUGCCUGCGACUAAACUUCAAACACUUUAAAAAGUCCGACUUUCCAUCUUCGUUUCAGCUGAAUGCGGGCGUACUCAACCGAACGAUCGGAGUUUAUCGGGAUGAGGAGCAGCCGCUGGUAGAGACGACUGUCAACACAACUCCUCAAUUCUCCAUCUGGUUGAAGUGUGUGUGUCUCGGCAGCCAUGGCUCGCGGUUGCAUCUGCUGUGUUAAAUACAUGCUCUUCCUCUUCAACUUGCUUUUCUGGCUGGGUGGAUGUGGGUUGUUGGGGGUGGGCGUGUGGCUGUCUGUGUCCCAGGGGAGCUUUGCCACUCUGUCGCCCUCCUUCCCCUCACUCUCGGCUGCCAACCUCAUCAUCACGCUUGGGACGGUCGUCAUGGUGACAGGCUUCCUGGGUUGUCUUGGAGCCAUCAAGGAGAACAAGUGUCUUCUGCUGAGCUUUUUCAUCGUCCUGUUGGUCAUCCUCUUGGCUGAGUUAAUCCUCCUCAUUUUGUUCUUCGUCUACACAGACAAGGUGAGCGAAAAUGCAAGGCGAGACUUGAAGGAAGGUCUGGUUCUGUACAACACGGACCAGAAUGCAGGAUUGACGGACGCCUGGGACACCAUCCAGGGAGAGUGGCACUGUUGUGGCGUGAUGAGCUACCACGACUGGUACUCGGCUCUCCAAGUGGUUCCAGAUCGCUGCUGUCAGCACGUUUUCCAUGACUGUGGACGCAACGCCUCCAAUACAUUCUGGACACGAGGUUGCUAUGAGAAAGUGGAGGAGUGGCUGGACGACAACAAACACCUGUUAGGAACCAUCGCCAUGUGUGUGCUGGUGAUACAGCUUCUGGGGAUGGCUUUCUCCAUGACUCUCUACCAGCAGAUCCAUCGAGCAGGGAAGAAGUUUCGUGCCUAAAUAAUAUAUAUAUGAAUUGUACCAACCCCAAGCACAUUGAGUUAUUUUUUUAGGAGCCGCUUUUGUGUGCACCACUUGAUGAAAUGUUCUGAUGCUAAAAUUGUCUUUUUUUUCACACAAUAUUUGUAUGCUGAAUAGUAGUGACAUUUGGUCUCAUAGACUCAAAAGAAUAAAGUAUUUGGAAGUUGAAGGACUUUUUUUCCAAAU